AUGUCGAUCCACGUCCCACUCCCACUCCCAACUCAACCUGAGGCUUCGCCCCCUCCAGCUCUUUCCGAAAAGGAACAGACUUUAUACGACCUUGUCCUUGAACACUUCUCUGCCGCAGGAUAUACACUUCCAGAUGUCGCCCAGGAGAAGGCUGCACUGACAAUGGAUGAAAAGUUUUGGCUGUCGUAUGAAUGUCUUCUGAGAUAUCUACGGGCUACAAAGUGGGAUGCGGAUGAGGCUAUCAAACGCUUGGAAGACACGCUCAAGUGGAGACGUGAAUUCGGGAUUUACGACCAGAUUACUCCCGAACACGUCGAACCAGAGGCAACGACUGGCAAAGAAUUCAUCUUUGGCUACGAUACUCAUGGUCGACCUGCUCUCUAUAUGUGCCCCUCAAAGCAGAAUACUGAGGAGUCACCCCGUCAAAUCCAUUAUACUUUCUGGAUGCUCGAACGCGCCAUCGACCUUAUGGGUCCAGGUGUCGAGACCCUUGCGUUGAUGAUAGAUUAUGCAGACAAAGCCAAAAACCCAUCAAUCAGCACGGCCCGUACAGUGCUCAAUAUUCUCCAGACACACUAUCCAGAACGCCUCGGCCUCGCGCUAAUUGCACAUCUUCCGUGGCUUUUGCACGCAUUCUAUAAACUAAUCACGCCGUUCAUUGAUCCCCUCACUCGACUGAAAAUGGUCUUCAACCCUGUCAUCAACGAAAAUGGUCUUUUUCGGACGGCUAUGGACGCUGAAGCCUGGAAUGCCGGCAGUGUAUCACGGGUAUUCGAGCCGGAGCAGCUUGUGCAAGAGAGUUGGAAUGGCACCCAGCCGUUUAAGUAUUCCCAUGCCGUGUAUUGGGAAGCGCUUGUGAAGCUAUGCGCUGAGAGGCGGUCUCUGAUGGUCGCGGCGUGGCAUCGCAUUGGAGGGAAGGUUGGUACUAAGGAGUGGGAAGUGAAGGUUGCUGUCAGGGACAAGACGAUGAACGCGCAGGUGGAUGCGGAGAAGACAGAUAAUGACCAGCUUCAGUCAUGA
Suillus paluster is the source of this 1020-nucleotide messenger RNA. Its product is annotated as CRAL-TRIO domain-containing protein. The transcript has 4 exons. Gene Ontology annotation, molecular function: phosphatidylinositol transfer activity. Bases 1 to 1020 code for a protein of 339 amino acids. The record is from RefSeq and is a predicted model, not a curated record. NCBI's taxonomy places the organism in Eukaryota, Fungi, Basidiomycota, Agaricomycetes, Boletales, Suillaceae.